This is a messenger RNA of Perkinsus marinus ATCC 50983, 243 nucleotides long. RefSeq lists its product as hypothetical. The record is from RefSeq and is a predicted model, not a curated record. The coding region runs from base 1 to 243 and encodes 80 amino acids. NCBI's taxonomy places the organism in Eukaryota, Perkinsozoa, Perkinsida, Perkinsidae. The transcript has a single exon.
AUGGCGUCCUGGUCAAUCCCCAAAAAACAGCUCUGCUGCCUCUUCAAGGCCGUCGAGCUGAUGUUCGCUCUCGGUACAGUCACAGAUGAGCAGUAUCCAGCGCUGAAUGGUCAAUGGGUUAUCCUCUCUGACAGUGCCCUCGCCCUCUACAGAUUGAAGGCUAAGCACUCCAAAUGUCAAAUGACUCCCCUCGAGAAACGGUGGCUCGGGUUUAUCCGAGCAGCAUGCCUUGCCAACAAGUAG